CAUUUUUAUUCAAAUGAGUUGUACAUACGUUUGCACAUUUAUUACCGUUAUUUCCACAACGGUAAUUUGAAUGCUCUAUUUGACAAUGUAAACUGAGCGUGGUACUCAUAACUGUCCUACUGUACACUGCCUGCAGUUCUGAAAGUGUCGCCAUGACAAAGACUACUUGUUGCUGUCACGGCUGUCUUAGCUGUUUCUUUGAUUAUGAAACACCCAGAACAAUUGUUAUUCAGAGCAAAGGAGUAGGACUUCUCUUCAGAUUCAUAAAUUUUCUGAUCAUUGCUUACGUCUUCGGUUAUGUAUGUUACCUGCAGAAGGGCUACCAGGACACAGACUCUAUAAUCAGCUCGGUCACCACUAAGGUCAAAGGAUAUUCUUUCACCAACUCCUCCAAUUUGGGACCCCACAUUUGGGAUGUGGCUGACUUUGUGAUCCCACCUCAGGGGGAGAAUUCGUUUUUUGUUUUGACUAAUGCGAUUAUUACCCCAAGGCAAACUCAGUCAAGCUGUCCUGAGCUACCGACCACAUCAACAAUUUGCAUAGCUGACUGUGACUGCACUGAGGGUUUCAGUGACCCUCGUGGCAAUGGUAUCCAGACUGGCCUAUGUGUGAACUAUUCAGACACCAUCAAGACCUGUGAGGUGCAAUCUUGGUGUCCACUUGAAUUAGAUGUUAACAUACCUGAGCAAGCACUGCUGGGUGCAGCAGAGAACUUUACAGUACUGAUCAAAAACAGCGUGACAUACCCCAAGUUCAACUUCCACGGAAGAAACAUCAUGUCUGACAUCGUCAACACUUCAUACCUGAAGCGCUGUGAAUUCAAUCGCCAGACAGAUCCUCACUGUCCCAUUUUCCACCUUAAGACCAUGGUCUCAGAGGCCGAAGAAGAGUUUCAGACCAUGGCUGUCAAGGGUGGCGUGCUAGGUAUUCUUAUCGACUGGACCUGUGACCUAGACUGGUGGGGGAAGCCUUGCCGACCUCAAUACACCUUCCGUAGGCUAGACGACAAAAACCCUACCAACAAUGUUGCUCCUGGAUACAACUUCAGGUUUGCAAAAUACUUCUACAACAGUGAUGGUAAGGAAACAAGAACCUUGAUCAAAGCCUAUGGAAUCCGUUUUGAUGUCAUCGUUUUUGGAAAUGCAGGUAAAUUCAGUAUUGUCCCAACCAUCGUGAAUUUGGGCGCAGCGCUGUCGUUCCUCUCUUUGACAGGUGCAGUUUGUGACUGGGUUCUGGUGACAUGUACAAGGAGAAGGCAUUACUACCUUAAACACAAAACCACAGUUCUUGAUGAUAGCGAUGACACAACUGAAUCUCUGUCUAUGGGAACCACUUACGGAACACACUAAAGCAAAGAGAUGUACUCCUCGUUUAAAUGUACAAACAGCUGUGAUGUCAUAGGUGGG
Messenger RNA from Hypomesus transpacificus, 1406 nucleotides. RefSeq names its product purinergic receptor P2X, ligand-gated ion channel, 4b (gene p2rx4b). Gene Ontology annotation, molecular function: extracellularly ATP-gated monoatomic cation channel activity; purinergic nucleotide receptor activity. The transcript has 12 exons. The coding region runs from base 153 to 1349 and encodes 398 amino acids. The record is from RefSeq and is a predicted model, not a curated record. Lineage: Eukaryota; Metazoa; Chordata; Actinopteri; Osmeriformes; Osmeridae. Gene Ontology annotation, cellular component: plasma membrane; nuclear inner membrane. Gene Ontology annotation, biological process: response to ATP; monoatomic cation transmembrane transport.